This is a messenger RNA of Nipponia nippon (crested ibis), 244 nucleotides long. NCBI's taxonomy places the organism in Eukaryota, Metazoa, Chordata, Aves, Pelecaniformes, Threskiornithidae. The record is from RefSeq and is a predicted model, not a curated record.
AUGACCGACCUCUUCAGUCCUUCGGCCAAUCUGUCUGGCAUCUCCUCAAGAGAGAGCCUGAAGAUAUCUGAGGCCAUCCAUGAGGCGUACAUGGAAGUCAAUGAAGAAGGCACCGAGGUGGCAGGCUCAGCGGAGGUGAUGGGAGACAUCAAACAUCCCUCUGAGUUUGAAGAGUUUAGGGCUGACCACCCUUUCCUUUUCUUGAUCAAACACAAUCCAACCAACAUCAUCCUCUUCUUUGGUA